This is a messenger RNA of Mya arenaria, 1892 nucleotides long. Its product is annotated as calcyclin-binding protein-like. The coding region runs from base 49 to 732 and encodes 227 amino acids. Gene Ontology annotation, cellular component: nucleus. NCBI's taxonomy places the organism in Eukaryota, Metazoa, Mollusca, Bivalvia, Myida, Myidae. The transcript is spliced from 6 exons. Gene Ontology annotation, molecular function: tubulin binding; ubiquitin protein ligase binding; S100 protein binding. The record is from RefSeq and is a predicted model, not a curated record. Gene Ontology annotation, biological process: heart development.
CUUCGCACAUGUCGCGUGCUUCAAAGUGAAAGUAGAUGUUCGAGAAACAUGGCGAGCACGAGUGAUUUACGCUUGGAUGCAGAAGAAUUACGUAAACUUCUUGCAUUAGCUGAACGCAAACGUGUUAAGGACCUACUUACAAUUGAGCUUCGAAAAGUGGAGACAGAAAUAACAGCUCAUGUUGAGCGUGAGGCAGCAGCAGCUAACCAGACUUCUGGGACAGCCCCUAAACCAGUUUCAACAAAACCACGCCUGCCUACAGUGGACAUCAAGAACUAUGCCUGGGACCAGUCAGAGAAGUUUAUGAAGAUCUAUGCAACAGCCCCUGGAGUUCAAGAUGUGCCUAAAGAACAAAUCACUUGUAACUUCACAGAAAGAUCAUUUAACCUACGAUGUUCAGACGUGAAGGGAAAAAACUACACAUGUGAAGUUGUACAUCUGAUGGAACCAAUAUCUCCUCAGGACAGCCUCUUCAAGGUGAAAACUGACAUGGUUUUAGUAAUGCUGAAGAAAAAAGAGACGGGAAAAACCUGGCCGUACGUCACUGUUACAGAGAAGAAAGUGAAAGACAAGCACAAAACUCCGGCCAUGGACAAAGACGCGGACCCCAAUGAAGGCCUGAUGACGAUGAUGAAACAAAUGUAUGAAGAUGGCGAUGAUGAGAUGAAGAGAACAAUAGCAAAAGCAUGGACCGAGUCGCGCGGAAAACAAGGACCAGGAGAUAUGCUUUGAUGUUGAAGAAAUCAAUGCUUUUGUGUGACUUGGAUUCAUGGUCCUUAUUUGGUUCUGUACUUUUACUUGCUAAAGAGUGGACUUCGUCUUGUAAAAGACAAACAGUACGAGGCAAUAUGCUCUGAUCUUGUAGAAGAACUGAUUUAUAUUUCUUAGGCCUACCAAAAUGGACACUUUUUUACCAGAGAAUGCUAACAGACCUACCACAACAUAAUAUUGUACUAGUCGUUGAGUAAAUUUGCGAAAAAAGUGAUUUUAUACGAACAAAAUUUUUGUGACCAAACAUAUCCAUAUGCUUCAUCACUUCUUUUAUUUUGUUGAUAAUGUAAAAAAUGCCCGCAAAAGUAUUGCUAAAGUUUAUAGAUUAUGAAAAAAGAAUCACUCAAAAAAAGUAUUGCUGAAGUUUGUGAAAAAAGAAACAUUUGAUUUAAGUAUUACUAAAGUUAUAGAUUAUGAAGAAAAAAAACACUUAUAAAAGUAUAGUUUGUAGAUUGUGACAAAUGUACAUAGAACAUUGUUGUGCAACCACUUCACUGUUAACAUGACCUAUUAACUAUUAGGCCUAAAGUUAUGAUGAAACUCUUUGAAUGAAUGCUUCUCAAUACUAUGUGUAAGCAUUAGGCCGAUUGUUCAAAACUUUGUUAAAGUAUCAAAUGUGUUAACAGUUUCAUCAAAGGAUGAGCUAGUGUUUAUAUAUAUAUUUAAAUAAAACAAGCCCAGCUGAAACGUUGUCUCUAAACUUGUUAAGUUUAACUGCCUAUCACAAGGAUGUGGAUGAAACUUCCAGACAUGAUCCUUGCUGUAAACCUUACCACAGUUCUGAACAAUCGGCCAUUCGCUAACUUACUGACUAGUUAAAUAUGCUGGUAUGCAUACAUUUGAAAGCCCAGCACUAAUAAAACGAUCUUCAGGGUUCUUAAAGUUUGACAUUUUGUAUCCAGUAAGUUUUUUUUGUAUCCAGUGAGACCAAUGCAUGCCUCUGCAAGAAACUGACCUUGAUCGCUUAAUGGUGAUUUGAUCAACGCAAAAGUAUUAAAGACAAACACCAGUUCUCUGUAGCAUUUAGCUUUAUUUGGGGAAUUUUCUUAUAAAUACCUUUUUUAUUACACAUUUCAUUAUUACUCAUUGUAUAAAUAGUACAUAAAGAAUAUGAAUUACUA